Clavispora lusitaniae ATCC 42720 is the source of this 2709-nucleotide messenger RNA. RefSeq names its product trehalose 6-phosphate synthase/phosphatase complex subunit (gene TPS3). Gene Ontology annotation, cellular component: alpha,alpha-trehalose-phosphate synthase complex (UDP-forming); cytosol. Gene Ontology annotation, biological process: trehalose biosynthetic process. Gene Ontology annotation, molecular function: trehalose-phosphatase activity. The record is from RefSeq and is a predicted model, not a curated record. NCBI's taxonomy places the organism in Eukaryota, Fungi, Ascomycota, Pichiomycetes, Serinales, Metschnikowiaceae.
AUGAAUCGCUCAGGAACAAACUUGAGUGCCUUGAACCAUCCAUCAAGAAGCAACUCAUUUACCGACGCGCCUCAUCGCAGCCGUGGAUCUGGUAGUAAACCAUUUCUGGGGCUUGCCCUCAACAACAACAGUAGUCAUUCACUAGUUAUCGCAGAAGAGGAUGAGUUAGAAAAUGCUCCAGGAGAAGCAGGAUAUUUCGACCUGUCUGAAAAUGCAGCAGAGGAGAAAUUAGCCCCUUACGGUGGAUUUUCCAGGCCAAAUUUGGAAUCCAGCUUUUUGAAUGAAGAUAACGUGUUUGAACAUGCGCCUUGGAAAAUCGUGAGAACAGAGCAGGGAAAUGGCUCCUUGUAUAAUGCCGUUAGAAAUGCUAGGGAGAAAGGAGUGGUGAAGAAUCGCAAGUGGGUUGGUGCAUUGUCUCUGCCCACAGAUGCUAUCCCCGAAAAAGUACUUGAAAAGGUUGUAUCUUCAAUGUCCAAAGACUAUAACUGUGAACCCGUCAUAGUCGACGACAUGACAUUUCAUGGCCAUUAUAAUUCAUUCUGCAAACAAAUAUUGUGGCCUACAUUGCAUUACCAGAUCCCUGAUGAUCCAAAGUCGAAGGCUUUUGAGGACCAUUCGUACCAUUACUACAAAUUAUUAAAUCAGAUGGUGGCGGAUAAAAUAGUUGAAAUUUACAAAAAGGAGAAUUCUGGCUUGGAACCAGAUGAUCCUGAAAAUGUCAUCUGGAUUCACGACUAUCACCUUCUCUUGGUCCCAAAAAUGGUGAGAGAACAGUUGCCUGAAGCAAAGAUUGGAUUAUUUUUACAUGUUUCUUUCCCGUCGUCAGAAGUCUUUAGAUGCUUAGCGCAACGAAAGGCUUUACUUGAGGGAAUGCUCGGCGCAAACUGCAUUUCAUUCCAAACGGAAGAGUAUGUUCGCCAUUUCUUGCAAACAUGCAGUAGAUUAUUGUUAUCCGACGCAAAUGAGUUCGGUUUAAUCCACGACGGAAUUUUCACAAAAGUCAACAUGAUCCCUGUGGGUAUUGACUCUGACGAAUUGGAGAAAGUGUUAAAGUCUGAUGCAGUGGUGGAAUGGAAACAAAUGAUUAGAGAAAGGUGGAAGGAUCAACGACUCAUUGUUUCUCGUGAUAAGCUAGACAAAUUGAGAGGCGUCAAACAGAAGCUUUUAGCUUACGAGAAAUUUUUAUUGAAGAAUCCGGAUUUUGUUUACACGACCAGCUUGAUUCAAAUAUUCAUUGGAUCUUCAGAUGAUUUGAACUAUGAGGCAGAAGUAAUGCAGAUUGCGUCUAGAAUCAACUCAUUGACGGAAAAUAUUUCUGACAUACAACCUGUGGUUAUCUUAAACAAGGAUAUCCAUUUCGAACAGUACCUCGCGCUUCAAAGUGAGGCAGACGUUUUCAUUGUUUCGAGUAUGAGAGAAGGGUUGAACUUGACAUGCCAUGAAUUCAUUAUCGCGUCGAAAGAUAAAAAGUCACCAUUGGUAUUAUCGGAGUUCACAGGGUCCUCUCCUUUACUCGAUUGUGAUGGAAAUGGUGCUAUUCUCAUCAACCCAUGGGAUCAAGUUGGAUUUUGCGAAGCAAUAAAAUCAGCAUUGACUAUGGAAGGAAAGGAGAAGGAAUUGCGUUGGAAGAACUGCUAUGAUAAGGUAACGAAACAUGAUUCUUUGAGCUGGAUUAAAACAUGUCUCCAGUCUGUGAAUAGAGCGUGGAAAUUAGAUAAAGAAAAAUCACUGGCAAACAAAAACCCUUUCAAUGCUGAAGUUUUCAAGAAGUUCUAUACUUCAUCGUCCGGCGGCCGGCUAUUCUACUUUAAUUUGGAUACUCCUGCUGCUCAUAAUUCUUUGUUUGGAAGUCAAUCUGGACCUAGUAAAGGAUAUUUGGAGUAUUCUAGAAUUGGUCGUUUGUUGCAAGAGCUUAUUUCAGAUCCAAAAAACCAUGUUUAUGUUGGAAGUAUCAUCAGGAGAUCAGAGCUUGAGUUGCUUUUCAAAAAUGUCAUAAACAUCGGUUUAAUUGCUGAAGGUGGCGGGUUUGUGAGGUUAAUUGGCUCAUCAAAUUGGAUAUCGGUUUAUGAGGAAGACGAAGUUGCCAACUGGAAGCCUCAAGUCUCUCUGUUAAUUCAUGCCAAAGUCGAACGUUUGCCGGGAUCAAUCGCUGUGAUCGAAGAAUGUACAAUUCGCUUAGUGGCAGAUUCUUCGAUGGUCAUAGACCAAAAGAGAUGCAUGGAUGUCAUGGGCGAUGUCAUGCAACAUAUUAAUGAUGCUUUCGAAGAGGUUGGAGUUCAUGCUACGAUAAUCAACAACUCUGUUGUUGUUCAACAAAAGGAUAUAGCCUUACGCGCCAUGAAUUUCAUCUUGACUUACUACACUACAGAAAUGGACGCAAAGGGUUUGACGAAGCAAUGGAAUUUGAAGCCUGUCAAAUCGACAACAGAUACUAUUUUUAACCAUAUCUCAACUGAUUCUAUUAACUAUGAAAAGGAACGGGAGAGAAAAGGAGAUUUGGUGACUUCAUUUUUCUUUUCAGGCGGUCUCAACCCAAUGGAUGAAUCCAUUUAUGAGUAUGUCAACAAUCUUACUAAGGACGGCACCAUAAAAGAUGCAAUUACUGUGUCAGUUCAUGGUGAGCGUGAUGAGACUAGGACGUCCGCCUCCUAUACUGCUCUAGGCCAGAACGAAUUGUUUGGUAUAAUUUCAAGAUAUAAGCGUGCGUAA